AUGGCCGAAGUUGAUUUCGGGGAUAGUGAGCUCUUUCAGCAGCUCGAUGAGUCCGCACUGCCCGUGCCGACACACAUUCGCUUCACAGAUGAAGAGGAAGACCAGGAGGAGACGAGCCAGCUCCGGGGCAGGCUGGAGGAGUGUGAUGACUACAUUCAGAGACUCACUGAGGAAAAUAAAGGUUUAAGAAGGAAACUGAAUAUCCUGACACGGCCAAGCGGCAUCACAAUUGAAGAUGUCAACAUCGAUGGACCACUUCUUCAAAUCCUGUAUGCAAACAACAAUAUUUCAAAGCAGUGUCGUCAAGAAAUUGAAGAUUGCAUCUGCAGUGUGAUUUUGAAGCACCAGAAACUGGGCCAUGGAAAGAAAAAGUCUUCUUUUCACCAUAAACCUCAGAAUUCAGCUUUUGCUAUGGAUGAAGAUCUGCUGAAGUCGUCUUCCACUAGUGUAAGAACAACAACAGAAGCCUUUAAAGUGGUUGGAAGUGUCUUAUAUUUCACUACUUUCAGUGUUGAUAAACUUGGACAGCCUCUGGUCAAUGAAAGCCCCCAGCUGACAGAUGGAUGGGACAUUCCAACCUAUCACCAGGUGUUCAACCAAGUUGUCGGAACAGAUGGUCAGGAAAUCGAAAUGAAAGACAAAAGACCCAAAUCCAUGUGUUUCAACUGUGGUUCCAGCAGUCAUCAGCUGAGAGAUUGUCCCAAUCCUAAAGACAUGGCUGCAAUUAAUGAAAGAAGAAAGGAGUUCAACCAAAACAACAACCAGGCGAUGCAGAGUAAUCAACGAUACCAUGCUGAUGAAGUGGAGGAGCGGUUUGCGAAAUACAAGCCGGGAGUCAUGAGUGAGGAGCUGUUGACAGCACUGGGCAUUGAUGGCAACACCCUCCCUCCUCUGAUUUAUCGCAUGAGGCAGCUAGGCUACCCACCAGGUUGGCUCAAAGAGGCAGAGAUGGAAAACUCUGGCUUAAUGCUGUAUGAUGGAAAUACUUCAAAUAAUGGCAAUAUAACAGACAAUAGCAACUCGCAAAACAUCUCUUAUGAUGUUUCCAAACUGGUAGAUUUCCCAGGCUUCAAUGUACCUGCACCGGACAAAAUGAAAGAUGAGUUCAUUCAGUAUGGUUCGACUCCAAUGCAGAACAACCACAUGAAGCAAAACUAUGCUGCCUACCUGUCUAACAAUUUUCCCAUGCCUGGUGCUACCUGCAACAAGAGACGUCAUGAAUCUGACUCAUCACCACAGAUAAGGAAGAAGAAUAGGUCCAGUCCUGAUCGGACCUCAGACAGGAGCUCGGAUAUGGAUAUUGAAUCAGACCCAGGAACACCUUAUCAGUCUCAUGGCCCAGGUGACUUCCAGUUCCAACCACCGCUGCCCCCUGGCUCUCCUUGCUUCAGUUCACCUCCUCCUUUACCCCAGGGCACUCCUCCUGCGACACCCACUCCUCCACCUCUCCCUAAAGGUACACCUCCUCCCACACCCACCAACGGCUCUCCAGCUCUGCGAGGGCGGAAUUGGGGAGUAGUUGAUGAGACUGUGGAGGGAACAGAGGAUGACCUGACUCUGGAGGAACUGGAAGAGCAACAGAGGCUGAUUUGGGCAGCUCUAGAAAAUGCUGACACUGCCACAAAUAGUGACUGUGAGACACCUGCAAUGGGAACACCUGUACCCAGUUCACCAAGUGUGUCCACACCUGCACAUAUCGACACAGAAACAGAAGAGGCUGAAGAAGCAAUGGACACAAUGACACCUGGAGAAACUUGCCCUAGCAGUGAAAAUCAAAUGGAAUCAAAAGUUCAAGAGAUUUGCUCUCAGAGCCCUGGGCUGAUCAAAGUUGAGGAAGACAGCCCUCAGAGCCCUGAACCAGUCAAAGCCCACGGCAACAGCCCUCAGAGUCCUGGUCCAGUCAGAUCCCAUGAUGACAGCCCCCAGAGUCCUGGUCCAGUCAAAUCCCACGAUGACAGCCCUCAGAGUCCUGGUCCAGUCAAAUCCCACAAUGACAGCCCUCAGAGUCCUUGUCCAGUCAAAUCCCACAAUGACAGCCCUCAGAGUCCUGGUCCAGUCAAAUCCCACGAUGAAAGUCCACAGAGUCCUGAUCCAGUCAAAUCCCAGGAAGACAACCCACAGAGCCCUGAUCUAGAUUUCUCUAACAGGGGCGCUGGAGAUUGUUCUUCUCCUAAGCAUGUUGAGAAGAUAACAGCUGUUCCUCAUCGGAGCAGGUUUGCAGCUGGCAUUGUUCCAUUUGAAGAUACACCAGAAUUCACUGAAGUUGCUGAAGCCACUGGUACAUACCUUAGGAUCAGAGACUUACUUAAAAGCUCCCCUCGAAGUUUGGCAAAGAAAAAAUAAAGAUUUACUGUCUUUAUUUGCAAAAUACAAGGAUACAUGGACAUUUUUAAAGCAAAAACCUAUAUUUUUAUUUUCAACUCCAUCCUAUCAAACAUGUUUUUUUUUAGCUGUUUGUUAUUUUGUACAAAGUUGAAUGUGUAUGCUGUAUAUACAUUUGAUCUGUAAACAUAAAAUGAGGGGAUGAUGUAACAGCAAUGACUCGUACGUUUUGACUAAUUAGUCUCAGAUUUUUGUAGUAGUGAUACUUGGGCAGUUGAUUUUAUGGUAAAAUUAGUUAAAUGGCCAUUUCUUGAUUAAUUUUCAUAACAUGUUGUUUAAAUGGCUUUUUCUAUUUUUGUCCCACUUAAAUUGCUCUAAAAUCAAAUAAACCUGCUUGCUUCAGUGCUUUAUUUUGUCUGCUGGUCAACCCUAGAUGUGGGUUUGAUUUUAUUUUGCUGUAAUUGGUGUCAGUAAACAAGUUGAGCCUCUGUUGCUGUAAUCAGCUUACUUUCUGAUGAUAAACUUUGCAAAUGAAAUUGCGUAUACCUGAAACUCUGCCCUACUACAUCUUAAUUUUGUUCUUAUGAUAUUACAGAGUUUGGUCUACAUAUUUUUCUUUAUUGUUCCAUUCAUCAAAUAGAUUCCUAUCAGAUCUGACAUUAACUUCAUUCCCCCCUUUCAGACCAAUCUCCCUAUAGAAAAUAUAGAUUUAAAACAACUUUAAAGUCAAUAUCAAUCAUGUUUUUUUUUUUAUCACUGUUCAGAAAUUAUUAGUACAUAUAGUGCACACCAACACCCUCAUGCAUAGAGAAUACUUGCACUUAGAUUUGAUGACUUGCAUACUGAAUACUCACACACACCUACAUACAUAUUUAUGCAAAUAUACAUGCACACAAGCACAUAUGUGUGGGUGUGCCGAACCUCUGAGAGUAUCAAGAGACUGAAUAUUUAACAUCUUGCAAAGUCAUGUAAAAAUGAUUGAAAAUGAUGUCUU
Molecule: messenger RNA, 3316 nt
Organism: Seriola dumerili (greater amberjack)
Lineage: Eukaryota; Metazoa; Chordata; Actinopteri; Carangiformes; Carangidae
Gene: zcchc8
Product: zinc finger CCHC-type containing 8
Exons: 14
Coding region: 1-2343 (780 amino acids)
Cellular component (GO): catalytic step 2 spliceosome
Molecular function (GO): zinc ion binding; RNA binding
Source: RefSeq, a predicted model, not a curated record